Aedes albopictus (Asian tiger mosquito) is the source of this 2025-nucleotide messenger RNA. It is a transcript of the gene Got1, whose product is annotated as aspartate aminotransferase, cytoplasmic. The transcript has 4 exons. NCBI's taxonomy places the organism in Eukaryota, Metazoa, Arthropoda, Insecta, Diptera, Culicidae. Gene Ontology annotation, molecular function: L-aspartate:2-oxoglutarate transaminase activity; pyridoxal phosphate binding. Gene Ontology annotation, biological process: L-aspartate biosynthetic process. Bases 277 to 1503 code for a protein of 408 amino acids. The record is from RefSeq and is a predicted model, not a curated record. Gene Ontology annotation, cellular component: cytosol.
CGUCAGUUCGCAUCGAUUCCUCCUCUCUACGCGAGAUAUCGCAGAUUAGGUCGCGCCGUUCGCAACGUCACUUCGUCGUCGUCGUCGCCCGUCGUAUCGGUUGAAAUGGUAUAGGGCAUACAGUAAAUUACCUAUCUUACAAAAAGAAAGCAAAAGAAAUCUAUUAUACAACCAUCGUUUGCCGUGUGUGCAGUAUUUCGCCGGAACGAAGCAUUUACGGUAGUGACCCUUUGGUGUGGAAUUGAGUAGUGGCCCUUACGGAUCCAACUCUACAAGAUGAGCAUGUUCGCUGGCGUUGAAGUUGGACCUCCGGUCGAGGUCUUCGCCCUGAACCAGGCCUGCCUGAAGGACCCGAACCCGAACAAGGUCAACCUUGGAGUCGGAGCCUACCGCACCAACGAGGGAAAACCAUGGAUCCUGCCGGUGGUCAAAAAAGCCGAAGCAGCCAUCGUGGCCGACGGUAGUCUCAACCACGAGUACCUCCCGGUGCUGGGUAUGGACAGUGUGACAAACGCAGCCACCACCCUACUGCUGGGUGACGAAUCCGAAGCCAUCAAGAGCAAGCGUGCUUUCGGUGUUCAGUGCCUAUCGGGAACGGGAGCGCUGCGGGUCGGUGCUGAGUUCCUGUGUCGUAUCCUGAAGCGAACCACGUUCUACUACUCGUCACCGACGUGGGAAAACCACCACAAGGUGUUUGUGUACGCCGGAUUCGCCGAACCGCGAACCUAUCGCUACUGGCACCAGGACCGGCGCGGUAUCGACUUCGAAGGUAUGAUCGAGGAUCUGAAGGCGGCCCCGGAGGGUGCGGUCAUCAUUCUGCACGCCUGUGCGCACAACCCAACCGGAGUGGAUCCCACGCAAGACCAGUGGAAGCAAAUUGCGGACGUUUGCGAGGAGAAGAAACUGUUCCCCUUCUUCGAUUCGGCAUACCAGGGAUUCGCUAGCGGUGAUCCCAACAAGGAUGCAUUCGCAGUGCGAUACUUUGUGGAGCGUGGGUUUGAGCUGUUCUGCGCGCAGAGCUUCGCCAAGAACUUUGGACUGUAUAACGAACGUAUCGGCAACCUGACCGUUGUGCAGAAAAACGAGUCAACCAAGGCAGCCGUUGCCUCGCAAAUCACCCUGUUGAUCCGUGGAAUGUACUCGAACCCACCGGCCUUCGGUAGCCGGAUCGUCAACCUGGUGCUGAACGAUGCCACCCUGCGGGCCGAAUGGAUGGAGUGCAUCAAGACGAUGAGCUCGCGCAUCAUCGCCAUGCGGAAGGCUCUGUACGACGAACUGGUGGCCCUGAAGACGCCCGGAACCUGGGAACACAUCACCCAGCAGAUCGGAAUGUUCUCCUACACGGGUCUCAAUGAGAAACAAGUGGAGAUUCUGAUCAAGGAGUUCAGCAUCUACCUGUUGAAGACCGGCCGGAUCAGCAUGUGCGGUUUGAACGAGAACAACGUCAAGUACGUGGCGAAGGCGAUCCACGAGGCGGUUACGCGCGCGUCUUCCAAAAUUUAGAUUUGAGGUAUUGCAAGCUUGCCCAGCAGCAACAGCACGUUUAUUGUUCGUAGAACAUUAUUAUUUUCUUAUAGCGAUUAUGUGUGAUUAUGCGCGCCAUCUGCAAGACAAGGCAGCGCUUGAUCGGUUGUAGAAAAGUGUUGGCGUUCCUUUUAAAUAGGCCUAGAGAACGUUAAUCCAAACUAGCAUUUAUUCGUUAUCGUUAUGUAAUCGAUCGGAAAUAUUAAAUUUGCCAUCAAUUUUUUUCCAAGUUUACAAAAAUAUAUACACAAGUCCUCCACUAGCAAGCAACAGGAAGUGACCAAAACCAUAAGCAAAGCAUGUACAAAUUUUUCUAUAAAACUGGAAGAUCAACAACAAAUCAUGUAGCAUGGGAAUUUUGAUAAUCAAAGUUUUUUUUCUACUCCUUAAAAUACAGCAAAAAAACUCAACACGGUAUCGAUACGCAUGUACUCCAGCAGAUUAUGGCACUAGAAUGCAUUUAGAUAAAGCAAAUAUAACGCAGUGGGUAUUGGAAAAGUA